Exaiptasia diaphana is the source of this 3659-nucleotide messenger RNA. Its product is annotated as double C2-like domain-containing protein beta. Gene Ontology annotation, molecular function: small GTPase binding. The record is from RefSeq and is a predicted model, not a curated record. Gene Ontology annotation, cellular component: membrane. Gene Ontology annotation, biological process: intracellular protein transport. The transcript has 18 exons. Bases 293 to 2185 code for a protein of 630 amino acids. NCBI's taxonomy places the organism in Eukaryota, Metazoa, Cnidaria, Anthozoa, Actiniaria, Aiptasiidae.
GCAGUCAGUGGAGUUUGAAGUGGAUAUAAAUUGGUUAAUAGCUGUUUUGUUGAAAGCUGUCUAGGAUAGACUGUUUUUUAAUAGACUCAAGCGAAGUUUUUUAAACUUAUGGAGGGAAUUCACCGUGGACGUGUUGGCGAGUAUUGGAAGUUUCAAGGUUUUUGUGUGGUCCCAUAAACCGCCAUGAUAACAGAGAAGAAGAAACAACUUCAAGUUUAUCAACUGAUCUAAUUCCGCCAAAAAGGCUAUCUAAAAGCUAUAUAGUAUAAAUCAUUACAAUUUAUGAAUUAUCAUGAGUGGGAUUGCCAAUGACGUUGGAAAUCGAUGGACCUGCCCAAAUGAUCGCCAGUUAGGGCUAAGAGCAAAGUUGAAUUCUGGCUGGUCAUUCCACUCUGCUAAUCCCGCUAAAAAAGCAACCAAGGCUAACAUAUCUGAGGCCGAGCAAGAAAUCAUCAAAGAUGUCAUUCAGCGAUCCGACAGGAUACGGCAACAAGAAGAGAACCGAGUUGGGCGUCUUGUGGAGAAGUUGGACAACUUACGGAAAAAUGCAAUGGGAAAUGGGGAAGAUCUMUGUCUUCUAUGUGCCAGCAAGUUUGGGAUUUUAAAGACUGUGGCACGAGAAUGUGAUAUUUGUGAAAAGAAUGUCUGUGAAAAGUGUGGUGUGGAUACCCACAAUAGCAUAGGACAGCCAAUAUGGCUUUGUAUGUUAUGCAGUGAACAAAGAGAGGUUUGGAAAAAGACAGGAGCUUGGUUUUUCAAGUCAAUUCCAAAGUAUACAACAGUAGCAGAGGCAGAACGCAAUCGAGCAAACUCUCUUUCAAGAAGUGAUACUGCAGUGUCUGGUCAUUAUUCAGAUUAUUAUUCUGAUGGCAGAUCUGGUUGGACGCCCGUUAUGCCUAGAAGAUCACGAGAUCCAGUGGUCAAUGGUGAUGCGCUGUCAUCAAUAGCUAACCACAGUGACGAUGACGGAUCAUCCUCAGAAGACGAAAUGAUUCUUGACCGUCAAAAGCGACCAAGGGCAAGCACAGGCAGUGCAUCAACUGCAUCGGAUGAUUUUAGUUUGUACAGAGAAAGUGGUAAUUUACUGGAUGCACCAUCGGAUGGAUUUCGAGGUCGUACAGGACGCGUAUCACCUGCAGAUAGAAUGAUUCUGAAGAAACGAGCCAGUAGAGGUGGUAGUAUUGCCAUGGAUACCAGUCCCCUAGACAAAAGUGAUGGAGCUAAACUGGGUGGACUGGGUGAUGAGGAGGACAUUGAUGAACUUGUUCGUAAUUACAAGGAAAACGCGGAAUCUCAAAAGAAGCCUGAUAACGCUUCAGGUCUUGGCUCCAUUGAGUUCACUCUACGUUAUCAAAAACUUGACAGUCGUCUCGAUGUUGUGCUACAGUCGGCUGAGGAUCUUAAGCCGAUGGAUGUAAGUGGAACGUCAGAUCCUUACGUUAAACUACACCUGUUACCAGGUGCCAGUAAGAGUAACAAGCUACGGAGCCAAACAAAGUACAAGACGCUGAACCCUGAGUUCGAUGAAACACUUACAUACCAUGGAAUAACAGAAGAAGAGAUAUCAAACAAGACAUUAAGGCUCCAAGUCUAUGAUGAAGAUACCCUUGGUAGGAAUGACUUUAUUGGAGAGACGUCUGUUAAUCUUAAAGUACUCAAUAGUAAUCCUACACAAACAUUUAAAAGAAAUCUACUGGCUAAAGCAUUCAUUGACACUGGAAAGGACUCACCGUCUCCUAACAGUUCCAGUAACCUGGGUCGCAUUCAGUUGUCUCUCAAGUAUAAUUCGGCAAGAAGCAUGCUGUUUGUGGGUAUAGUCCGCUGUUCAGSUCUGGCUGCUAUGGACGCUAAUGGAUAUUCUGAUCCUUAUGUGAAAUGUUACCUCAAACCAGACCCGAAUAAGAAGACUAAAAGAAGAACAACGAUAAAGAAGAAAACAUUGAACCCGGAAUUUAACGAGGAAUUUGUAUAUGAAAUCCCUCAUAAUGAACUAGCCAAGAAAUCAUUAGAAGUCACUGUAUGGGAUUAUGAUGUUGGCAAAAGCAAUGAUUUUAUUGGGGGAGUUGUCCUGCAUAUCAAAGCUGAAGGAGCUGCACUAAAACACUGGUAUGAAACUCUGAAAAACCCUAAUCAGCUACAUAUUCAAUGGCAUGACCUUGAGACCAUGACUGUACAGGAUGACUAAAGGUUGGUGUCUGGAUGACUCUAAGUGCUGUUUAGAAUUCAAUCACCACAAAUUCUUUACACUACACACUCAGAAUAUAAUUAUUGUACUAGUUUUAUGAAUAGAACAUUUGCUUGAGGGUCUCAUUUCACAGACACUGCCAGAAUGCCCUUUUCAUUUUAGUAAACAAAUUUAUUAUUUUCUCAAKAGGAAAGAAAGUAACAUUAAAACAUCACAAACAAAAGUGCUUAAAAUGGUGCCUUUAAGUAAAUGGUCUAUGGUUAUGCUUAAUUUUUGCUAUUCAAUACACAAGUAUUUUAUGGGUAUGAUGUUACCAUACUUUAUUURGAGAGCCAUUCUUCUUCUAACUUUGCAGUUGGUAAAGAAAAGUGGCUCUGUCAUUGAGUAGUCUUAUAAUAUACUAGCCUCUUUCAUAGCCUGGGAAAGGGAGGGACAAGAAGCAUAAUAUAAAGAGGUAUUUGCAUAUAUUCACUAAAGAAAUAUAAGACAGCGUUGAAAGCAGUAACAAUAUUAUGUAUUAACUUAUUAGCAUGUUAACUGUGAAACAGUUCUUUUUAAAAACAGGCAAUUACCAUUCAGUAUUUUAAUAAGCCUUUGUUUGCCCCUAACAUAAGUUUAUAUUAAAAAAAACAGUGUAUUUAUUAAGGAAAUUAUUAAAAAGAAGACAUAUUGUAAUAAUUAGAGUGCUUUCAGCAUAAGCAUGUAACAUUUUAGUAACACUAAUUGUGUACUAUGUUAUGCUAAUUCGUUUCUAUUUCUGUUGUCCAACUUUUUUGCAGUUAUUACUGAAUGUUUGUGCUUUUACUGGAUGCAUUCUUGUUAGAGUGGACACACUAAACCAGUCAAACGUUUGUUGAUGGAAUGAGAUAGUGUAUUCACUCUAUAAUCAUGAUAACUAUUAUCAUCUUUAUCAAGGUUUCUAUUGGUAGAUAUUGUGGAACCUUCAUUUUAAUUGUUGCUGGGGACAAUUAUUAUCUUUGCGAUGAUAAACACAACUAGUAAGUUUUCCAGGGUUUAAUACUAGAGUAUUUUAUAAAAAUUACUAGGAAUAAUUUCAGUUGCAUUUAUUUAUUCAUUUGCAACUUUUCAAGUACUUUUGGACAUGUAAUAUGUUGUGUGCUCUUGUACAUAAUGGACCCAUAAAUCUUAUAGUGGAAAUGUGCAAAGAAAUAGGAUUUCACCAAAAGUCAUGAAAAUGUCACUGAAUCAUAUCAGGAGGGAACAUCUCCAUAUAACCACCCACUCUUUCCUAAGGUUGUUUAUCUACAUCAUUUGUGAUUGAAAGUCAAACAGCACCAACUGAUGUCAUUAUAAUUGUACAUGGUGUAGUUCACCUCAAGAUCUGCAAUUAAGUAUAAACUAUAAAAGAAUUAACAAUACAAUGUACAUUUGGCUUAARAAAUCAUACAGAACAAUGACUAAAAUCAUACGUUAGCUGUUCGUAAUUAGUGGUUUUUAUAGACCCAUGAAACUG